Molecule: messenger RNA, 3471 nt
Organism: Neodiprion virginianus
Lineage: Eukaryota; Metazoa; Arthropoda; Insecta; Hymenoptera; Diprionidae
Product: B-cell linker protein-like
Exons: 9
Coding region: 237-2261 (674 amino acids)
Biological process (GO): cell surface receptor protein tyrosine kinase signaling pathway; intracellular signal transduction
Source: RefSeq, a predicted model, not a curated record
AUGGCAUCAGCUCACAACAGUCGGGGAGCGAGUGUGAAUCAGAGAAAAAACUUCGGCAUUCCGUCGAUAAAAAGUGACAAGUGCGGGCCGGGAACUGACAAGUGGAAGUUUUUUAUUUUCUACAUUUAUUUACACGCGUACGUACGUGUGUAAGUUUUUUAAUUAUUAUCGUUAUUACGAUUCUUUUUAACACCGUUCUUCGCCGCAUCGCCUCAUAAACUCGCGUAACGAAAGAAAUGUCUGAUAAUGCGGUGAGGGAAAGAUUGGUGGAAAAAAUUUAUAAAUUUAACACGGAAGAUGUUGUCGCUGUGUUGUUAAAGAACCAGUUGGACCACUGCUGUGAGGAUAUAGUGAGCGCAAGGAUCGAUGGGGAAAAGUUAUUGCACUUGACGGGUAAAAGUAACUCAUGGACGAACAGAUUGGAACCAUCCGUGCACAGGGAUUUGUGCGAAUUCGUUGAGAAUCUGUUGAGGAAUCCAUCGGAUUAUCUGACCGAUCAGCGACUUUCGGACGAAGAAUUUUCACCGGCGUACGAGGAGGAUUACUCGAGCGAAAAUGAAUUCUGGGGUUCGGAUUUUGAGGACGAAGGUCCGCACUCACUGAUAUCAACGGUCGACGAGUCGGAUUCAUCUAACGAAAAAGAGCCGGAGUCCGAGUUGAAAAUAUACUCAAACGACGAGUCGUGGACCGAGUCUAAAACCAUAAGUGAGGGUGUUUCCCCUGAAUCUAUAGAGGAAAUCGAGCCCGAGGAAAACAUGUACACGAACAAGUCAGACGUGGUGAAUUUUGAGGUUAAAAAAACCGGUCUGAACAUAGUCGAACAGAUGAAAAUCUCACUGGCGCAACAAAAUUUCAAUCAGAAGCCAAAGAUCGGUCCAAAACCGAAGUUCCAAAUUCCUAAUCGUCGGAACGCGGAGUUUGGGUCGUUUAAACCAAAGGUACCGGAGCCGUCCGUUGCGAGAUUUGAUUCGUGUUCUAAAUUCCCGGGAAAUGAACGUCCCGCGGUUGUUUCUCAACAGCAUAAAAAGUUGCCCGUUCCUACCGGCGUCAACGAUUUUGCAAAAAAAACAACGCCGAAACAAUCGCCGCUCGGUUCGGAGGCCCUUCCGAGCGCGAAAGGAGCGCGGGAGAUGUUGUCACGUGACCGUGCGUGCGCGCAUGCGCGUAAACCGAUGCAGAAACCGCCGGUUCCCCCACCGCCCGAUAAAACCGUCGCAAAAUCGGCGAUCCUCUUGCCUAAGCCACCGGAAAACCCAAGAAUCUGCCCAUCGCCGCUUCUUUCAUCGAAAUCUGCCGAUGACAGCGACGACGGAAUCUACGAACCGAUCGACGAACGGCUUCUCCGUGGAAAUUUUGGACAGCUCAAAAAUGGCAGCACGCAAUCGCUGGUAAACGAAAGCAUCGGCGAAGAUUCCCUUGAAAGCAUUUACCAUGAAGCGAGGAUCGGCAGCGAUAAUGAUGAGAAUUACGAAACACCGGAUAAACACGUACCGGAAGGACCGCCGGUCCAUUUGCUGCCUAAGAAACCGAUCCAGCAAAUCAACAAUUUACGAUAUGCAAAAAAUCGGCUUAUUGAUCCAAAUGACGAAGACGACGACGAUGGAUAUGAGCAACCGAUUUCAACGAUACCACCAUCCCUUCCUCGUCGCGUACCACCAACACAAUUGGAGACCAACAGUUUAAAACAACGAUUACCGCCAGGAAAUUCGUCGACUUAUCCACGGCUGAACAGCCAUCAUUCGUCAAAUUCCGAAUUAUCGAACAGGCCUUUGCCCUCUCCGCCGAACCGGAACAGGCUUGAUAGAUCGGCAGAAGUACCCGGAAGUAGCAGCACUCAACCGUUCACGGAAAGGCCGUGGUUCCACAACGUCAGAAGAGAACAAGCCGAAGCCCUUGUCAGAGGAGGACCGCGGAUCGGGACAAUUUCACGAGCAUUCGCAGCUGCGGGGGAAUUCUCCGCUGCUACAAAUUCAACGCUCGAAGGAUGCUUUCUCGUAAGGCCAUCCAGCACGAAUGCCGAGCAACCUUUCACUCUUGUGCUCUGGGCGAUAGGCAGACCCUACAAUAUUGCGAUACGAAAAAGAUUCGACGGGCAAUACGCACUCGGAGAACGGAAGGAUGGAGAAGUUGUUUUCGAAACGAUCGACGCCCUCGUUAAUUACUAUCAGAAGAACGAUCUUGUGCUGAAAAGUAAAGGCAUUCAAACCGGAACGACUCGGUUAACGCAAACGCCGCAGAAGAAGAACGAUUGGACGGUUUGAUUGGCCGAUCGACGAUCACGGUGACGUUUACGUGUAAGAAAAAAAAAAAAAAAAAAUCAAAGCUCCGACGCUUUAAAUUCUAUAAAUCCUAAAGAGUGAUAGCUUUAAGUAUACGAUUUGAUUCUGAGCUUAUAUUAUUUAUAUUCGAUAUCGAGAGGCGGCAGAUACGAAUGAAAAAAAAUUUUGUGCACUGACGUAAACAAAAUUUAAUUUGUCAAAAAUUAAGAAGAUAAAAUGUGAUCGAUACUUUUAUACGCCACUAGUUUUAGACCAGUCAAAAUUUGUCUGAAUUAAAAAUUAUUUUCAUCGAGUCAUUUUUGAGCCGCAUAAGCCGGCGUUUCGAGAAUACGAGAAAAUUUGACGUUUUUUGGGUUUUUUCUCAAAAACCGCUAUCGAUGGAUGAAAAAUGAUUUGACUAUCGUGCACAGCGGAAAAUUCUACGUCGAAUUUCGUCCUCGCAUGUCGGAAAUGGAGUCGGAUUAAUGAAUUACGAAGAAAUUAUUUUUAAAAAAUUCCCCAUACUCCGUCGAUAAGCAGAAUUUCUAGUUUACGUGAAAUUUGAUAGUCACUUUUCGUCGAUAUGGCCAUUAGCCCAUUUUCGUUUCCAAUUUCGGAAAAUCGAAUAUUUAAGAGCACGUGCUAAAAGAUAUUGAAAGUAUCAUUUCAUAAGGUGUAAAUUUUUCAAAGUAACGCUUGUAUCGAAAAUUUUACAAUGUAUGGGGCAUUCCAUGCCAGCCCGGUUAACGUUCAACUGUUUUUUAUUUCAGUCAUCAGUCCGUCAUUAUCUCAAUUUUCAAAUGAACUCAGAUUAUUUUUAGACCUUCUUCUCGGACAGUAAUAAUCUAAUGAAAAUUUUGUUUACCAGCUUAAAAAAACGCUGAAUUUCCAAUAGUCCAAAAAUUCGAAUUACCGAAGACAUUAUUUUUAUGGUAUGAUCCUGCAUUGAUUAAUUGGUAAAUGUAAAUAACUUAUUAUACCUGGUGCAGAAAACACCGUAUCAAUUAUUAAUAUUUUUGAUAAGCCAAAACUAUUCGAAAUUGAAUAAGUUAAUCGGGAAAAAUAAAUGAAUAAAAUCAAUGCCAAUUUUAGUAGUGACUUUAAAUUUUAUUGUUAAAACUUAUUUCGUCUCAUCUGAAAGAAUAGGAUCAAUGUUUCAUAUUGUUGGCUUAUUUCAGAGUUGAGACAAUGGUGCGAAGAAAGAAAGUAAGAG